Microthlaspi erraticum is the source of this 1764-nucleotide messenger RNA. The record is from the annotation of a GenBank genome assembly. Lineage: Eukaryota; Viridiplantae; Streptophyta; Magnoliopsida; Brassicales; Brassicaceae.
AUGUCAGGAAACUCUUCAGGGCUGUUGGAUAGUUCUGGCGGCGGCGUGGGCGGUUCCGGCGAGGAGGAGAAAGAUAUGAAGAUGGAGGAAACCGGCGAAGGAGGCGGCGGUGGAGGAAACCGGUGGCCAAGACCGGAGACUUUAGCUCUCUUGAGAAUACGUUCGGAGAUGGAUAAAGCCUUUCGUGACUCUACUCUUAAAGCUCCUCUAUGGGAAGAAAUCUCCAGGAAAAUGAUGGAGCUUGGAUACAAGAGAAGUGCAAAGAAAUGCAAGGAGAAGUUCGAGAACGUGUACAAGUACCACAAACGUACCAAAGAAGGUCGUACCGGAAAAUCCGAAGGCAAAACUUACCGGUUCUUCGAAGAGUUAGAAGCUUUCGAGACUCUCAAUUCCUAUCCACCUGAACCCGAAUCGCAACCCGCUAAAUCUCUUGCAACUGUCACGACCACGACCGCAACCGCAACCGCAACUAUGAUGCCGUGGAUCAACUCUAACAAUCCAUCAGCCGAAAAGAGUUCUUUACCGAUGAAACAUCAUCAUGAUCAGGUUAGUGUGAAAACCAACACCACAAACCCUACCUUCCUGGCCAAGCAACCAUCUCCUACGGCAACUUUCCCUUUUUAUACCAACAACAAUACUACUGUUGUUGAUGCUGGUUUUAAACAAACUUCUAAUGAGUUGAUGAACAAUGUUUCGUCGCUGAAUCUUUUCUCGAGCUCAACUUCUUCAUCUACUGCAUCUGAUGAGGAAGAAGAACAUCAUCAUCAGGGCAAGAGAUCGAGAAAGAGAAGGAAGUAUUGGAAAGGGUUGUUCACGAAGUUGACAAAAGAGCUGAUGGAGAAACAAGAGAAGAUGCAAAAAAGGUUCUUGGAAACAUUGGAGAAUCGCGAGAAAGAGAGAAUCUCAAGGGAAGAAUCUUGGAGGGUCCAAGAAGUGGCAAGAAUCAAUAGAGAACAUGAAACACUGGUCCAUGAGAGGUCAAAUUCCGCGGCUAAAGACGCUGCAAUCAUAUCCUUCUUACACAAAAUCUCUGGAGGACAACAACAACAGCCACAGCAGCAACCGCAGCAGAAUCAUAAAGCAUCACAAAGGAAACAAUAUCAGAGUGAUCAUCCAAAAACAUUUGAGAGUAAAGAGCCAAGGCCGGUUCUACUUGAUACAACAAUGAAGAUGGGAAAUUACGACACCAACCAAUCGGUGUCUCCUAGUUCUUCAAGAUGGCCUAAAACCGAGGUCGAGGCCUUGAUAAGGAUAAGGAAGAAUCUUGAAGCUAACUAUCAAGAAAACGGUACCAAGGGACCACUAUGGGAAGAGAUCUCCUCAGGAAUGAGAAGAUUGGGAUACAAUCGCAGCGCGAAACGGUGCAAGGAGAAAUGGGAAAACAUAAACAAGUACUUCAAGAAAGUCAAAGAGAGCAACAAGAAACGACCCCUUGAUUCCAAGACUUGCCCUUAUUUUCACCAGCUCGAAGCUUUGUACAACGAGAGGAACAAAAGUGGAGCAUUGCCAAUAUUGCCUCUAAUGGUGACUCCAGAGAGACAGUUGCUUCUCUCACAAGAAACAGUACUGCCUGAGUUUGAGACGGAUCAGAGGGACAAAGUUGGUAACAAAGAAGGUGAAGAAGAAGGAUUAAGUGAGGAAGAUGAUUACGAUGAAGAAGAAGAAGAGGAGGAGGGAGAAGGAGACAAUGAGACAAGUGAGUUCGAGAUUGUGUUGAACAAAUCAUCUUCACCUAUGGACAUAAACAAUAAUCUUUUCACCUAA